This is a messenger RNA of Pecten maximus, 2667 nucleotides long. RefSeq names its product nephrin-like. Lineage: Eukaryota; Metazoa; Mollusca; Bivalvia; Pectinida; Pectinidae. The record is from RefSeq and is a predicted model, not a curated record. Bases 327 to 1595 code for a protein of 422 amino acids. Gene Ontology annotation, molecular function: protein binding. Gene Ontology annotation, biological process: cell-cell adhesion. The transcript is spliced from 10 exons.
AUUUAUAUGUAAACAAAGACCGACCAUAUUUGACACUGAACUCCAACACCGGGAGUGACAGUGAUAGAGGGCAGACAGCUUGAAAUCAGAUGUGACGUGGACAGCAAUCCUCCCCCGUCAUCUAUAACGUGGUCCAGAGUGGAGGUCUACUUCCGUCUGAUGCUGACGUCACGUCCGGUGUCCUACGAAUACCGUCUACACACCGGACAGACAAAGGGACGUACCAGUGUACAGCGGUGAACUCUAUUGGAAGUCAAGUGGACAGUCUCGUCAUUGACAUAUACUACCCCCCUGAUAUACAUGUCCGCUACACCAACGCCACCUAUAUGUCAGCAGACAGAGUGUUGACGUGUGUCCCAGAUGGUAACCCAGACUCCUACCAGUUUGGUCAGUGGCGACAUACAACGGAAGACGGUACAGAGAUACGUCAGUUAAGCGGAAGGUACAACACCACGCACUCUUUUUUGACCUUACCUGACCCCGGCGUUACCAGACGGUACGAGGACACCGGGUACUACACUUGUACAGCCACCAACAAUAUACCUGUUCUGUCCUACUACAGUUCUGGCUCUGUAUUUUUUGUUGUAGAGGCUUCCCCUGUGAUAACUACCAACACAGCAUUGAUCAAGGGACAGAUAGGGAACAACAUUACUAUUGAGGUGGAGUUUUACAGCAGACCGGCGGUCAUAGAUAAUGUUACCUGGACCAAAGGAUUAAAUGGAUUACCUACCCCUGAUAAGUCUGUUACAUCUGUAGAUGUCAGGUCAAUCAGUUUGCCAUUCUAUGGUGUUGAGACUGAGGUCGAAGGUUACGUGGCAGCAAUAAUCAUACACAGCCUAGUGGAACAAGAUUUUGGCAACUACACAGUGACGAUAGAAAACAGACUGGGAAAUACAAGCUUUCAUAUUGAUUUUAAAUCUGCAAGUCCACCCUUACCACCAGACAAUGUCGUACAGCUGAUCCAUGACAUCAGUAGUAUUAAUGUACAGUGGACACCGCGCUUUAAUGGUGGAGCAGAACAACACUUCAUCAUUGGAUACAAGUCAGACAUUGCAAAGGAUUUCAGUGACUUGUAUCCAAUACCUGAUACCCAUGAACCGACCCAGUCCUACCAAAUCACUGGACUUCAGACUGCACAAAUAUACUUUAUUCGGUUAUAUGCUGAAAACGAAAUUGGCCGGAGUGGCUAUGUAUAUCUUAACCAAACAACAAAAGUUUAUACAGAAACCCCAUCAUGUGUUGGACCUGUAGUCGGUGGUGUUGCAGGAUCAGUGUUAACCUUGACAUUCAUAGCCGUUGCAGGUUUACUAUUUUGGAGAAUAAAACGUAGAAAAGGUUCACUAGGUCAUCAGACGACUAAUCCAGAAAGCAGGACGGUAUACCAAGAUCUAGACCUAACCAAUAUAGAUCCAUCGUCUAUUUAUACUGACCUACAGACAUCAGGACGAAAUAUGGCGGGAUCAGAUAGUUCCCCCAAUAUCAGUACGUAUGAGACGCUUGGAGUUAGAUCUGAGCCUAACAUUUAUGAUGAUCUGUCGAAGAAACCUCAGCACACCGAUGCCACUUACGUAAACACCAUAAUACAACAGCGCUGAAAUGUUUAGUCAGGUGUGAGGAACGUUGACGGUCCAUUUGACAAACAUAACGUGACUACCAACAACAAAUCAAGAUAUUAUACUUCAACAUUUUUAAUGAGCUUUGUUGUUGGUUAUUUUGUUCUCCGUUAUGCGGUUGAUAUUUCUUUUCUGUUCAUUAAAUAUGCGUUAUUUUGUAUGAAGUAGAUAUUCCAAAGUAAAUGCAGGAAUAUAAGUCUGUUUGUACAAUGUAUCUGUGUAUGUAUUUGCUAAGGAGGUCAAAGAAUGGAGCUUGUAUUGAAAUCAUAAUAAGGACUCAUUAUUUAUCUUACCUUAAAGGGCCGCGGUGGCCGAGUGGUUAAGGUGUACCGACACUUUAUCACUAGCCCUCCACCUCUGGGUUGCGAGUUCGAAACCUACGAGGGGUAGUUGCCAGGUACUGACCGUAGGCCAGUGGUAUAUCUCUGGGAACUCGGCUUUAAUCCACCUCCAAAACCUGGCACGUCCUUAAAUGACCCUGGCUGUUAAUAGGACGUUAAACAAAAACAAACAAAACCUUGAUUCACAUAAGCCAUCAUAGCUCGUUAUAUUUAUUGACAUGUAACGAGUAAUUAAUCGUCUAAAUGGCCUAUUUAGUUGUACAUUUUCACUUAUCUGCUGUUCAGUAUUUAUUUAUUUCUAUUUUUGUUUACUUUUGAAUAGCUUAUAAAAGUGAGUACGUGUAGAUGGUUUACACCUGCAUCAGUGCGUAAACGCCAACGUUAUUGUACAUGUGGUGAUAUACAUGUAAAGAAAAACAUGAAUAUAUAUCUCUAAUUGUUAUGAAUAUAAACAUGUUGUGUGUUAAGUAGAAAGCAUGUAAUUUUUUAAUCGAGGAUAUUAUUUUGUAAUAACUUAUUAAUAUCAAUAUAACUUGCAGUGUAUUAUGUACUAUGCCAAACUUUGUUAUUAUUCAUUUUAUAUUAAGGUGUUACUAUUCUAAAGUGGUAUUAGCCGUUCUAUGAAAUUGUGAAAGAAAUUGAUUUAAGCUUUGCUUUUUUUCCGAUCCGAUUAUAAUGGUUUUUGUGUUGAAUAAAAUGCCGUUUAAAACAAA